Messenger RNA from Vitrella brassicaformis, 1574 nucleotides. NCBI's taxonomy places the organism in Eukaryota, Vitrellaceae. The record is from the annotation of a GenBank genome assembly.
CGAAGAAAGGCCGCGAUGUUGAGGCCUUUGCUGUGCCAGUUGGCGUCCAGCUGUCGGUGUUUGUAUGUGCAGCAGCGUUCGCUCUUCAGCCUCUCCCCACAUGUGCGUUUCUCAUCCAUGCCUGAGUUCGCAAAGCCGCCCACACGGCUCGACGCCCUGCUGCCCGUGUGCCUCAAGGCAGGUAGGUGCUUACGUGCGCACCAUCAGAGCCCUGACCGCACCGAGGGAGGGGGAUUGAUGAAUGCAUCUCCGCACCUCGCGCCUCUGCUGUUUUGCAAUGUAUGUGCGGUGUGGUGUGGUGUGUGUGUGUUGAUGCAGAUGGCAACAUGACGGCUCGUUUGUAUCCUGACUGGGACGCUCGCCUGGGCACCCCCACGAUAGAGCUGGCCCUCAUCAGCGCAGAGCCGCCCGAGUUGGCUCCCCCCUCCAACACGCAGUCGCAGGCAGGAGGCGAGCAGGAGGGCAUGCAAGGCUCGGUGGCCACCACAUGCGCCUUCAUGAGGCCUGCGUUCAAGAUACGGGUACGCAGCCGGGGUUGCCACGGGGGCGGUGCAUCUCUGUGACUGGAGGCGCAUCAAUCCAGCCUGUGCUUGUUGUGUGGUCUGGUGUGGUGGGUGCGUCCAUCUGUCCAUGUGUCCCUGUUUCAGUUGGAUGGUCCGAUGGUAGCGCGUUUGUUGGCGGUGGACGGUUGGGGCGUGAGCAAGCAGACGGUCAAGGACAAGGAGUCGGAGCUCAUGUACGGCGUGCGGCAGGGGUGUGUGUACCUCAAGAUGAAGGAGCGCAAGAUGGGCAAUCCCGGCUGGGGGGGCAGGGGCGGCGGAUACGGCUAUAGGAGCGGAGGGGGCGGUGGUGGGGGUGGGGACAAGGAGGGCGAGUCGCUGGCGACGCGGCUGGCGCCUGGCGAGGCGGUGGUGCUGCGCCGCAUGCUCAAGUUUGCCCUCCCCAACAUGCUCGGAUGGACCACUGAAAACACCAAAUACCAAGGUACACACACAUUCACACACUUCCGUUGUUGCCUUGUGAAUAUCGCGUGCGGUUUUCUGUGUGUCAAUGUGCUGGGCAGCUGGCUGGAAGGCCGCCCAGACCACCUAAGUAGCACCGAAUGACCGACCUUGACACACAGGACAUCACGAUAGCGGCCAAGAUGGAUAUGCAUGGAGGUAGCCCGCUUUAACAGAGUACACGUACAAAGAGAGACGAAUUGAUCCAUCGAUCCAUGGAUGGAUGGAUGGAUGGAUGGAUGGAUGGACAGACAGACAGACAGGCAGGCGAACACCCUGCGUGGGUGUGUCCGUAGCAUUGAAUGCAUUGUGUGCAUGUAUCAACGUUCUUGCAUCGCCGUAUGAGGGAUGGAUGGAGAGAGAGAGAGAGAGAGAGUUAGGGGUGUACAUACACAUAUACAGAGAGGGGCUGAUAAAACACACAUACAUACAGGUAUGUAAGGUAGAUGUGCGUGUGCAAAUAAUGGGGUCAGUGCACACAGGGACACGCAAGACGAACCUCGUGUGUGUGGACAGAGGUGUUUGUGUACAGAGUCGCGCUCUUGUCCGAUUGCAUCAAUUCAUGACACUCCA